Alternaria rosae is the source of this 1737-nucleotide messenger RNA. RefSeq names its product peptidase S8/S53 domain-containing protein. Bases 106 to 1518 code for a protein of 470 amino acids. Lineage: Eukaryota; Fungi; Ascomycota; Dothideomycetes; Pleosporales; Pleosporaceae. The record is from RefSeq and is a predicted model, not a curated record. The transcript has a single exon. Gene Ontology annotation, biological process: proteolysis. Gene Ontology annotation, molecular function: serine-type endopeptidase activity.
UUGUAGCGUUCCUUCCACAUUCAUUGCCAGUGACUACCAGGCUCGCUACACUUUCGCUUCUACUCCAACAACUUUUUACCGGACCGGAUCCUUACCGUAAUCAACAUGAAGUCUUUCUUCGCUAUCGCUGCCGGUUUCCUGGCCGCCAGUGUCUCUGCACUCGAGAUUGGUUCCGAUGGCUUCAUCCACAAGUACACUCUCCCUGCAAACCACUCCACCGAGCUUAAGGAGUACAUCAUCACUUGGUGGCGCAACGACUCGGACGCCAGACGGAUCGACAGCUAUGUGGAUGCCUUGCAGCUCAACAAAGUGGACAGUGUUAUAGCUGAAUCCUCAGAGGGUGUUAACCCUCAGUGGGUCUUUAUGAGGAUGUGCGCCGAGCACGCCAAGAUCUUCGCCGAUAUGGCAGAAAUCAACGUCGUCGAAGAGAAGGCCGAGGUCAAGUCCUUUGCGGAACAACAACAACAAGGCGCCCCCUGGGGUCUGCAGCGAGUCUCUAGCGCAGCCGGCGCGAGGGGAUCACCAAACGACCAGGAUUUUGUUUACUCUUUCGACGAUUCAGCCCUCGGUGCCGGAGUCGAUAUCUACGUCAUAGACACUGGUGUGCGCACUUCCCACGCUGUGUUCACUGGACGCGCUUCUGAAGGUUUCACCGCUACUGGUUCUUUCGUUGACGGUGAUGGUCACGGCACCCACGUUGCUGGUACUGCCGGUGGCGCUAAGUUCGGUGUUGCUCAAGGCGCCAACAUCAUCGAAGUCAAGGUUCUUGGAGACGAUGGCUCUGGUGCGUCUUCUGACACCAUCAGGGGCAUGGACUGGGUCAUUGCCAACCACAACAAGCGCAAGGCAGAGCCAGGCUUCGUCGGUUCCAUCAUGAGCAUGUCUUGGGGUCUCCAGGGUACCGCUAACUCAGUCGAUGAGAUUAUCCAAGGUGCUUCAGACGCUGGCAUUCACGUUUCAGUUGCCGCUGGUAACGACGGUAUUGACGCUUGCGGCAGCACUCCUGCUCACCUUGGUGGCAAGAACUCCAACGUCGUCACUGUCGGCGCUGUCAACAUCGACAACAAGAUCUCUUCCUUCUCCAACAUCGGUCAGUGCGUAGACAUCUACGCUCCCGGUGAGCAAAUUCUUAGCUCUUGGGCCACUGGCGAUGCUGUUAUCAACUUCCUCUCCGGUACUUCCAUGGCUUGCCCUCAUGUCACUGGUGUAAUGGCCACCCUUAUGACCCAGGAUGUUGCUGGACUUGGUCAGAACCCUGCCGCCCUCAAGGCCAAGCUUCUCCAGACUGCUCGCCAGGGUGACAUCACAGGUAACACUGGCGGGAGUGCGAACUUGCUCCUCAGCAACGGUGUUGAUGGCAACGUUGCCAGGCGUCUUACCAAGAACUAUGUCGUACCUGACCAUAGUGGUCUGAACGGUAGCCCAGCUGCCCGUGCCGCCGCUGCCGUCAUCGCGAAGGACAUCACUCUUGACAAGCGCUUCCAGCUUCACUCACGCGAGGCCAAGCUUCGAUUCUAGAGCAAGCAAGAGAGAAUUACAUGAGAGCAUAGCGAUUGCAUGAUACCCCUCAUUGUUGGUACCUCUUCGGAAAAGUUACCGCGGCAUUUCUGUCUCAUCUUUGGGCUCCUCAAGCUGCCCCAUAAUAAUCCAAUGUACCUGCUUCAGCACGGACUGGUCUCUUUUUUUGUCAUCAAGUGGGGAGUGUGUGUCGGAUCUUAAUUUCGCUGUCAAUACUUU